Messenger RNA from Misgurnus anguillicaudatus (oriental weatherfish), 1226 nucleotides. It is a transcript of the gene alyref, whose product is annotated as Aly/REF export factor. Gene Ontology annotation, cellular component: nucleus. The record is from RefSeq and is a predicted model, not a curated record. Gene Ontology annotation, molecular function: mRNA binding. Gene Ontology annotation, biological process: mRNA export from nucleus. Lineage: Eukaryota; Metazoa; Chordata; Actinopteri; Cypriniformes; Cobitidae.
CGUUAUUUCCUUUCUCGUAAGCGAGUGGUAGUACAGGGGCAGCGUAGUAUCUUACACGUACUGUUUUUAGCUAACGAUAGUGUUUAGGGGCCAUACAAUGGCAGACAAGAUGGAUAUGUCCUUAGAUGAUAUUAUCAAGCAAAACAGGCAACGCGGCGGUGGUGGCGGGCGCGGCGGGAGAGGAGGCCGUGGUGGCCGCGGAGGCACAGGCGGCGGCCGCGGCGGUGGAGCCGGACGGCUCGGGAACACAGGCGGAGGCUUUGGAGGCCGAGGCGGAGGAUCGGGCCCCAUGAGGAACCGCCAGGGCCUGAACCGCGGCAGAAGCAGACCCACGCCGUACAGCAGGCCCAAGCAGCUCCCAGACAAGUGGCAGCAUGACCUGUUUGACAACGGCUACAGUGUGAAUGCCGGAGGUGGUGGCGGCGGAGGCAGCGGAGCUGGCGUGGAAACUGGAGGGAAACUUCUCGUGUCCAAUCUUGACUUUGGCGUCUCAGAUGCAGACAUUCAGGAGCUCUUUGCGGAAUUUGGCACUUUGAAGAAGGCAGCGGUCCAUUACGAUCGGUCGGGACGCAGCCUUGGCACUGCAGAUGUUCACUUUGAGAGGAAAGCUGAUGCCUUGAAAGCUAUGAAGCAGUACAAUGGCGUUCCUCUUGAUGGUCGUCCUAUGAACAUACAGCUCGUUACGUCACAGAUUGAUGCACAGAGACGGCCUCCGAUGCAGGGUCUGAAUCGUGGAGGUGGUGGCGGUAUGAACAGAAACAGAAUUGGAACUUUCAGCACACAGAAGGGCCGGGGAGGACGUGGCGGCGGUGGUGGAGGAGGAUCCAGAGGCCGGGGACGAGGAGGCAGAGGUGGUAGUGGCAACAAACAGCAACUUUCAGCAGAAGAGCUGGAUGCCCAGCUAGAUGCCUACAAUGCUAGGAUGGAUACCAGCUAAAUACCAACACAACACGCUGCUUUCCCCCACUGUGCUGACAUGGGAGAGUGACUGUCAUUGUUAUAGCUUUGAACAUGCCGGAUGUUUUACAUGUCUUCAAAGUGAUUUAAAAAUUGUGUACUGAGCGUUUUCUCCUUUUAAAAUUGCUUGUUUUAUACCUACUUUUAUUUUUUUGUUUUGGUUCCUUUUUGAGAAAAACCUGGUUGGACUGUAGGAUAUCAGGAUGGGAUUGUUUUAACCAUCCUUAUGUAGAUCAUUGUAAUAAAACCUGCAGUAUUUAGUAACCACA